AUGAAUAGUCAUCGCUACAUUAGCAGCAAUGAUAUAAUUAGUGACCUACCAAGAAAUAUUGUAGAAUGUAUCCUUGAGCAGAUGCCCAUAAGGGAUGCAGGAAGAACAAUCAUCUUGUCAACAAAGUGGAGGAGUAUUUGGAUUACGAUUUCGCAACUUAUGCUUGAUAAUCAAUUUUUUGAAGAGGCCCUCAAGAUCAAACCAAUAGUCCAACAUGAACUUGUGAGCAUUGUUGAUAAAAUUCUCUUGCUUCACAGUGGCCCCAUACUGAAAUUUGUGUUGUGCAUUCCAAAUGUACAAAUCGAUUGCAGCUCAGAUAUUGAUCGUUGGAUACUCUUUCUGUCAAGAAAUGGUAUCAAGGACCUCACACUUGACAAUUCAAAUAAUAAACCCUAUAAUUUGCAUUCCUAUAUCUAUUCUUGUCCAGAGUUGACUCGUCUGAAGAAACUGCCCCAACUUGACUACACUUCACAUUAUAGUAAGAACUCCUCGAAGGCCUGCACAGCUAAGAGCAUUUUUGAGGAACUGGUUCCAAAUCAUCUGGAAGCACCAGACUGCAUAACUCAAAUGCUGGACAUACUUCGAUCUGUGAAGAUAAGUCAGAUCAAGGGUUGGAAGCUUGAACUUCUGUUCAUCAAGCUUCUGCUAGCCCACUCAACAAUGCUAGAAACAAUGUUUGUUGAGCACUGUGUAACAGUUGAUGUGCAAGAAGGGUUCGAGAUCUCAAAAGAGUUGGCACGGUUUCCUCAAGGGUCACCAAAAGCAGCAAUAAUGUACUAG
Molecule: messenger RNA, 780 nt
Organism: Camellia sinensis
Lineage: Eukaryota; Viridiplantae; Streptophyta; Magnoliopsida; Ericales; Theaceae
Source: RefSeq, a predicted model, not a curated record